Messenger RNA from Colletotrichum scovillei, 1294 nucleotides. RefSeq names its product RTM1. Lineage: Eukaryota; Fungi; Ascomycota; Sordariomycetes; Glomerellales; Glomerellaceae. Bases 1 to 906 code for a protein of 301 amino acids. The transcript is spliced from 3 exons. The record is from RefSeq and is a predicted model, not a curated record. Gene Ontology annotation, cellular component: membrane.
AUGGCACGAGGCUGUACCCCCGACUAUGUCAACGCCGAAUGGUCGUUCUACCGUUUCGAGCCUUCCACGGCAGCGGCGGUCUUCUUCUGCGUCGUCUUUGUUCUCACUACCGGUCUUCACAUCUUCCAACUCGUCAGGACCAAGACAUGGUAUAUGACGGCCUUCGUCAUCGGUGGACUGUGUGAAGUGGUUGGAUACGCUGCAAGAGCGCAAAACACGACACAAGAGCCCGGAUGCUGGACUCUCGGCCCAUACAUCAUCCAGAAUGUCCUUCUCCUCAUAGCUCCGGCCCUCAUGGCAGCCUCCAUCUACAUGAUCCUAGGUCGCAUCAUCAUGUUGACCGACGGAGAGAGCCAUGCCUUGAUUAAGAGACGCUUCCUGACAAAGGUCUUCGUUUCUGGAGAUGUCCUUUCGCUCCUGAUGCAGUCCAGUGGCGGUGGUAUGAUGGCGUCUGGCGCAAGCAUGAUGGAUCUUGGCGAGAAGGUCAUCAUUGUCGGCCUCUUCAUUCAGCUCGCCGUCUUUGGCUUCUUUAUCGUCGUGGCCGCUCUCUUCCACCGCAGGAUGUUGCUUGUUCCGACCGCAAAGUCCCACCAGCCCGAGAUCCGCUGGCGCUACUACCUCCUGACGCUCUACGUCACCAGCGUUCUGAUCUGGGUGCGUAGUGUCUUCCGAGUCAUCGAGUACCUGGAGGGCAACAAGGGCCAUCUGAUGACCAACGAGGCGUACGUCUACGUCUUUGACGCGACGCUCAUGUUCCUCGUCAUGGUGUGGAUGAACUGGUUCCACCCGAGCGAGAUCGGUCUCCUGCUUCGCGGCGAGCCACCAAUCAAGAACGGCCUCGAGCUCGUGAUGAUGAACAGAAAGUUUGGAAAGAUCCAGAACGAGAACAGCAGCAUGAGUGCUUAGGGAAUCGAUCGAGAAGAAGCUCUCAGGACUUGGGGCCGGGUACUUGGCAGGCACGGGGAAAGGCGCUUGCUUUCAGAGAGCCGUUCAGCAUAGACUGCAUCUGUAGAUUCAGUUAGUACGUUUCUGGCAUGGCCCAGACCAUGCCCAUUGUUUGAAGCAUUUCUUUUGUUAGGAAUAGAGGUUGUUCGGAAUAGGCCGUUGGGACUCUCGCGACGGAAGACGCGAUCGAGAAUGCAGCAGGAUGACAGCAGCCAUAGAUUUGUGGUUAAUAUCGAUUCUAUAUGAAGAGCGUGUCUCAUUCUGAGAGAUAGCGGUGCAUGUGAAGAUUUAGAAAUUUCGGAGCCAUGUUGUCGAGGUUGACAAAGUUGGUGUUCCAGUUCUAGGUAGG